Lasiodiplodia theobromae is the source of this 1686-nucleotide messenger RNA. Its product is annotated as Nucleolar protein 12 protein. Gene Ontology annotation, molecular function: RNA binding. Bases 1 to 1686 code for a protein of 561 amino acids. The record is from RefSeq and is a predicted model, not a curated record. NCBI's taxonomy places the organism in Eukaryota, Fungi, Ascomycota, Dothideomycetes, Botryosphaeriales, Botryosphaeriaceae. The transcript has 3 exons.
AUGGCCAAGGACAAGAGCAAGAAGGCUGCUGCCGCCUCUGCCGCCUCCGAUGCGGCAUUGAAGCUGACUGCUGACAAAAAAGCCCUCGACCCAACCUUGGCCUCGCUCUUCGCAACCAGCGUCGGUCCCGCGAAGCCACGCCCCAGGGAGGCCUAUCUUCAGGCUCCGCCGAAAACUGCACCCGAAGCCGAAGCCAGCGACGAAGACGCGGUGGAAGAAGAUGACGAGGAUCUCUCCAGCAUUGAUGAGGAGCUUCCCGAGCAUGAUGAUGAGGAUGAAGACGGCGACACGGUCAUGCGCUCUGCGGACGACGCCACUUCUGACGAUGAUGCUGAAAUCCCCGUCCACGAGAGCUUGGGCGAGAAGUCACAGCGCAAGCGCAAGCGCAAGGGCGACGAGGACGAGCUUGAGGAGGCAUACAUGCGCAAGCUUGAAAAGGAGGAGGCCAGGGAAGAGGCCAAGAGAAAGGCUGAGAGGGGCACCAAACGCCAGAAGAAGGAGGACGGCGAGGCUGCUGAAGUCUCAGACGAGUCCGAAGAGGCCGGUUCGGACUCGGAUGCCGAAUCCGACUUCGAGAUACCCCAGCACGAGACUCAGAUCGCGCAGCCCGAAGGAGACGCCGAGCUGGAGAAGGCCUCGCGCACUGUGUUCCUCGGAAAUGUUUCCACCAAAGCCAUCUCUGACAAGUCAGCGAAGAAGGCAUUGAUACAGCACAUGUCCUCUUUCCUGUCUGCACUUCCUGAGCAUACCCCUGCACACAAGUUCGAGUCGAUACGCUUCCGCUCCACCCCGUUCUCGACGUUCAUUCCUAAGAAGGCUGCGUACGCCACCAAGGAGGUCAUGGAGGAGACGGCACACAGUACAAAUGCCUAUGUCGUUUACUCCACCCAGCAGGCUGCGCGGGAAGCCGCAAGGCGCUUGAAUGGCACCGUCGUGUUAGAUCGUCACUUGCGCGUCGAUGAGGUCGCUCACCCGGCCAAGUCCGACCAUCGCCGCUGUGUCUUUGUCGGGAACCUCAGUUUCGUCGACGACGAGAGCAUGAUCCAGGAGGCUGAGGCGAAGAAGCUGGGGAAGGAGAUCAGAAAGAAGAAAGAACCAGGUGACGUGGAAGAGGGUCUGUGGAGAACUUUCGCCAAAGCUGGCACCGUCGAGAGCGUCAGGGUCAUUCGUGACCCGAAGACUAGAGUCGGAAAGGGGUUUGCAUACGUGCAAUUUACCGACGAGAACGCUGUGGAAGCAGCUCUGCUGUACAACGAUAAAAGGUUCCCGCCUAUGCUCCCACGCAAGCUCCGGGUUGUGCGUGCGAAAGGCAUCAAGCGCAACAAGACUAACUCCGCAUCAUCGACUCGUCCUGUCUCUAACAAGGGCGUGUACAAUCCUAAAAUCUCUGCUGAGGAGAGAUCCAUGCAGGGCCGUGCCGCCAAACUCCUUGGCAAGGCAGGUGCUGCCAAGGUUAGAUUGGGUGGCAAAUUUGGGGGAAAUAAGGGCCCCAAGAAGGAGGACAGGCCUGCCAAUGGGUUCAAAACCCCCGAGCAAUUCGUAUUUGAGGGCCAUCGUGCAAGUGAGAAGCAGGGCAAGAGUGGUCUCAAGCUUGGUGGGAAGAAGAGCAAGAAGGGUGGGAAGCCAACGUCGAGAAGUAGCAGGAGAGGUGCGGCUUGGAAGGCUUCCGGAGGAAAGAAGGCCUGA